AUGGGAAUCCCAAGGUCAGAGCUCAAGGAAAGAGCUAAGCCUUUCCAUGGUAUAACUCCAAACUCAUCGACCAUGACCUUUGGUCAGAUCGAGUUACCGGUCACGUUUGGUGCGCCAGACAACUUUCACAUAAAGAAGCUGAACUUCGAUGUUGUGGACUUUGAGACAGCAUAUAAUGUGAUCCUAGGCCAUCAAAUGCUGGGCAAGUUCACGGUUGUGGUGCAUUAUGUGUACCAGGUGCUCAAAAACCUAGGUCCCAAAGGGGAGAUAACUGUCAAGGGUGAUCAACGCACAAUGGUCAAGUACAACAAGCAGAGCUUGGAGAUGGUCGAGCACUUCUGCCGAAUAGCGACUACCUCAAGAGACAUAGAGUCUAAGGGUCAAAAGUAUCAAGAUGCCACCAAGAGAAAGGACAGUGCCAAGGACUCCAAGCUCAUGAGCGUCACCGAUACUUCCAAGUCCAAUGACCCCGCUAAGGGUGAGACCAACGAUGUUGCCCAGGGCAAAAAGACGAUCAAGAUAGGGGCUGACCUUCAUCCAAAAUAG
Molecule: messenger RNA, 546 nt
Organism: Phragmites australis (common reed)
Lineage: Eukaryota; Viridiplantae; Streptophyta; Magnoliopsida; Poales; Poaceae
Exons: 1
Coding region: 1-546 (181 amino acids)
Source: RefSeq, a predicted model, not a curated record